AUGGACGGGGAGUGGGCGCAAUACAACAUUGUUGUGCACAAUGAUCUUGACCCGUUCAUGACAAGUGAACAUAGCCACCUAUUGCAGCACGACCAUGGUGAUGAGACAUAUGGUCUACUUGGAGCAACUCCCAACGUGGGAAUGAUUGAUAAUACCAACGUUGUUGCUGGAAACCAAGGAAACAACAAUGUAAAAACCUACAGUGAGCAGAGGAUGGAGACAAGGCGUACCAACUAUCACCGUCUCCGCAGAGAACAGAUCCAACAACUUGAAGCGUACUAUAAUUACUCAAUCAUUGUUUCUUACCUAUCGAAGAUGAUUGUCUUCCGGGAAAUCCCUUAUCCUGAUGAGAAACUCCGGAAGAGCCUUAGUGAGAGGCUUGGCAUGAGUGCCCAACAGGUCAAGUUCUGGUUCCAAAACCAUCGCAGCAACAGUAAGGGCAAGACGCAAAGGCGGGAGACCACCACUCUUCAGUUAGAGAACCAGAUGCUAAAAUCUGACAGGCAAGCCAUCAUGUCGGCUAUGGAAAAUAGCACUUGCCUCAAAUGCAGAGGGGCGGUGGUUCAAACUCAGGACACCUCAGAGCGCCAACGCUUGUUCAAGGAGAAUAUGAAGCUCCAGGAGGAACUUAGGCUUGCCGCCACCCAUCUUAAAGAGGGUCUCCAACAAAAUGGAAUGUGGCCCCGAUUGACCCGCAACUAACCACACUGUCUUUGGUCGUUUCCAACGUUAUCCUGUCGCAUGAACGCUAGUUUUGCUUGAUUCCUACGCAUGCGAAUAAUGCAUCAUGUUGUGUGUAUGUGGACGACUUGGAUGCUAGUUUAU
Aegilops tauschii subsp. strangulata is the source of this 825-nucleotide messenger RNA. Lineage: Eukaryota; Viridiplantae; Streptophyta; Magnoliopsida; Poales; Poaceae. The record is from RefSeq and is a predicted model, not a curated record.